Molecule: messenger RNA, 2041 nt
Organism: Mizuhopecten yessoensis (Yesso scallop)
Lineage: Eukaryota; Metazoa; Mollusca; Bivalvia; Pectinida; Pectinidae
Product: dnaJ homolog subfamily C member 12-like
Exons: 5
Coding region: 224-736 (170 amino acids)
Cellular component (GO): cytoplasm
Source: RefSeq, a predicted model, not a curated record
GCACUGAAAAGUUAUUUGCAGGGGAGUUAUCAUUAUUUACAGAUUUUGAAUGGGAAAUAUUAUAUUCGAACUGACAUAGAAGUUACGCCCUUGUAAUACGUUCAUAAUCCAUACAGUACAUGUUUUAUGAACAUAAGAAUGUAUUUAGAGAAGCGGUAUUACACGCAAAGCUUUCACCAUCGAUUCCCAUGUCAAAUAUGCAAAUGAGCUCCCGAGUCCCGGCAUGGAGGAGAUCUUGCAACAUAAGUGUAGAGAAGAGGAUGAUUUCUAUAAAAUUCUGAACUGUAGCGAACAUUCAUCGACAGAACAAAUAAAUACAGAGUACAAGAUCCUUGCAUUAGAAUGUCAUCCCGAUAAAAACCCUGCUGACCAUACUGCAGUUGAAAAAUUUGCAAGACUUCAAAAAGCCAAGGAGGUGUUAAGUGAUCAGGAAAUGAGGAAAAAAUAUGAUAAGUGGAAGAAUUCUGGGAUUGCAAUGUCGUACGACCAAUGGAGUGGUUUACGUGACUCUGUCCAUACUUCCAUGCACUGGGCAUCAGUAAAACCACAGCCCAUGUUGGAUCACCCCGAACACAGGAUAAAAAGACCAACCCAGCGAUCCGACACUCAUGGAAGUGUCCCUGUCAGUACCACGUCAACUUCAUACCAGUUAGCCACAAAGGAAGCCUCCUCACCCCCAUGGGAGAGGGAUGCAGCCUCUACUACUUUGUCCAAGUUCAGAAACUAUGAAAUUUGACCAGUGUUUCAUUAAAGGUCGUAACAAUUGCAAGACCGCUGCAGUUUAGAAGGACCAAAGGCUAUAUGUGUUUGAUUCUUAGAGAAAUUUUUGAACUGAUUUCAAACAUCAGUUUGUUCCAUAUUCAUUGCUAAAAAGGGUAUUUUUUGGCUGGCAUCAAUGAAAUAAAUAUGAAAACUAACUUUGAUAGAAAUAGGUGGGUAUUUAAUAAAUGGCCAAAUCAGAAAAUUGCAUAUAUUAAGUAUGAAUGGAAUCCAUCCCUGAAGUAAGGUAUGGAUAAAGUCAUUCAAACCAAGAAUGUAAUGAGCAGGAGACUGCAGGUUUGUUGUAUAGUUUAUGCCAUUGGUUUGAACCUCCUUGUUUCUAUCCCACACCAUGGAUUGAGUGUCUUGCAUACUUUAUAAAUACCUGUUGAAGUCAGCUGUUUUUCUGUGGUCAGUUGGUAAAUGCAGUGCAUAGGAAUUUAUGUGAAAAAAUAAUGAGGCCUAGUACUGACCCUGAGGAUUGUUUCUGGCCUACCUGUACAUGUCCAUCUACAUGCCUGCAUCUGAGAAACAUGGACAGUCUUGGCUCUCUACAUGUACAUUCUGUAGUGUCGAAAGCUCUGAACUUUUAUAACAUAUUUGUCAGUAGUAAGCUCUCCAGGGACUUUCAUUCAAGUAAUGUGACUUACAUUUAUCAAUCAAUCAUCCCUGAUAUACUAGUCCUUAUUGGUAACAAACUUGCAUGUUGCAGCUUUUUACCUAAAUUGGUGACAAAUAAGUCAUUUUUUUCCAUUUGUUCCUGUUUCAAUGUAUUCUAUGUAAUAUAGGCUGUAUGAUAUACCUUAUUUUACUUUAUAAAGACAAGUCUAGUCUUUGGUAGUGUUGAAUGCUAAUAAGAUAAUGGAAUAUUAACAAGUAUUUUAUUAAUAUGAAUAUUUGAUGUAUAAACAGUAAUUAGCAAUAUCAUAAUAGCCAUUACAACCAAGACUGUUUUACUGUCCCUCUGUUCAUGGAAAUCUUCUUCCCAAAUUAUUAGUUGUGCAUUUUUCAUCACAUUUCCUGAAAACUAGUGUCCAACUUUAAUCCUAUUUUCUUGCAACUUAAUUACCAAUGCAGUGUAUUUAUCUCCUACACCAUACUAAUCUUGAAAUUUCAGUGGAGUUACGUCCCUUUGCUUACUUGUGUAGGGUUAUAAUACAACUAUAUAUAUAUAUUCUUUUGAUUCUGAAGCUGUGGACCAAUUGACACCGAUUUUAACUUUAAUGAAGGGGUUAAGUUUUACAUUUUGCUUUUGAUUUUAUGUUUUGUUAUUUAUUUAUUG